AGUGACUGACAGGCAGCAGUCAGCAGGUGCAUGCAGGUGAUUGGCUCGUUCACACUUCCAGCGUGUUCAUGGCUUGUUCUGCGCUUCUGUGGCACGUCUGUCACUCUCGAUCGUGAUUUAUUUACUGUGUGGAGCGUUCAGGAAUAUAACGCGUUGGGAAAAAGUGACUUUACGCACAUCCAAAGCAGCCACUGAUCGGAAGACUUUGGAGUAAUUACUGCGAGGUGGGAUGAUGGCAGAGGACACCCUCAACGAUUCCUUCCCAGAUCUGAAAGAAGUGGAGAAUAAGGUUGGCAGGAAAACACCGGAAAGCCUCCUGACUUGGAUGAGGGAUGCUGCGGACUGCGAAGAAGAUGAUCUGAGGUCUGAUGUGGUAGAUAUGGGAGACCGCGGCUCUGCAUCCAGCGACAGCUUCUCUGACAAAAUAAGCAACUUAAAACAAGAGAUGAGGUGGCUGCGUUCUGCCGAUGUGAAGAUUCUGCGCCAGCUGGUGGCCGUGCACGAGGGCAUCGAAGCCAUGCGCUGGCUGAUGGAGGAGCGGGGGGCCUUAGCCAGCCACAGCAGCAGCUUGACAGGCAGCCUGAGCAGCCUGGUGACCAUGGAGGAGUCCUCGAUGUCCCACUGCAGAGAAAACCAGAGUCCCACUCAGGAUUUGACUGAAACCUCUGGAGAGGAAUCAGCACAUCACCCACCAAACACCGAUGAUGGUGAUUCACACCGCAGGAGCUCCUUCGACAUCCUGAUCCCCGAGACUACUGAGGCAAAACCUCUUAGUCCUUCCACCUCCGAGUUUGAAGUCAGUCCUUCCACAUAUGGCGGGCACGUUUGGGCACCAUCUAGUCCCACUAACGAUUCGGUUAGUGCCGAAUUACAAAAGUCACAGCCACAGGACUCGGCUAGAGCUCCAUUAAAAGACUUCAGUGAGGGCGCUAACACCAUCAGAAGGGCUCUCCUCAGAUCUAUCAAGUCAAGAAAAAAAGUGAAAGCAGCUGAUAUAGUUGUAGCUGACAAUUUUCCCCUCACUAAACAAUCAGUGGAGAUACAAGCAGAGCACCGAGCUCAGCAGAGUGUCGAACCCCCUCAGAACAAUACGACGGAUGAGAAGGAGGAAGAGAGGACGCCUGACAGAGAGAUGCCUUUGCUGUUCUUUGAUUCUCAGUGGUGCUGGGUGGACUCACAGGACGAUGUGACGUUUGUAUGAUUUUCUAUAAGCACAGUUUAAAUGUAUGAUAUUUGGUUUGAAGCUUUUCCCUUCAACAGUUAACUGGCAGUAAUGCAGUGGGAUUUAAAAUGCCCUUUGACUCUGAUGAAUGAGUGAUGAAUGAUGCUUAAAGAUGAACGUCUCACUGUCUCUUUUUCACUACUCUUUUGCUUUAUGUUUACUUAAGGAGUUCCAAACUUGUAUUAAAAAUUAAGGAAAUCACAAAUAUGAAGAAGCCCUUUUAGAAGAUAUCAAUAAAUGUUAUGCCCUAUGUCUAAUAAAUGUUUUACACACUGGUGACUUGAAUUGCAGAGAUUGAUCAUAAACUCUGUUUUUCUGUCUUUCUCAUUAGGUUGCAUUGAAUUUCAUGUGAAAGUUUAAUCUUAUUCAUAAGACAAGAAUGGCUGCGAAUACUUGCUUAUUUCUCAUAUAGACUAUUGUCCAGUCUCUUUGUGAAUAUUGUGGAUAUAAGGCAACAAUAAAGCUGUGAGGAUUUUAAAGAGGAUGCCAUUGUUCUGCUUGAAUUGUUACGCAAUGAU
This is a messenger RNA of Sebastes umbrosus (honeycomb rockfish), 1740 nucleotides long. Its product is annotated as leucine rich adaptor protein 1-like. Lineage: Eukaryota; Metazoa; Chordata; Actinopteri; Perciformes; Sebastidae. The transcript has 3 exons. Bases 230 to 1201 code for a protein of 323 amino acids. The record is from RefSeq and is a predicted model, not a curated record. Gene Ontology annotation, biological process: positive regulation of canonical NF-kappaB signal transduction; positive regulation of cytokine production.